Molecule: messenger RNA, 3866 nt
Organism: Plectropomus leopardus (leopard coralgrouper)
Lineage: Eukaryota; Metazoa; Chordata; Actinopteri; Perciformes; Serranidae
Product: putative ribonuclease ZC3H12C
Cellular component (GO): cytoplasmic ribonucleoprotein granule; nucleus
Molecular function (GO): RNA endonuclease activity; mRNA binding; metal ion binding
Source: RefSeq, a predicted model, not a curated record
GAUGUUUUGCGUCGCCAGUAUGUGAUGGGAACAUUUGCUCCUUUUCUCGCAAAGCUCGUCUGCGGCGGCCCUGAACCAGGCACCAAUGAGUCGAGAUUUGUGAGAGGGCAGCAGUCAGCCGCGUGUGCUGGAUGUCUGUGACAGAUCCAUGGGCCAGAAGGACCAUGUGGAGGCAGGAGCAGGCCACAUCCUCGACCUGGUGCUGGAUUUGGAGUAUCUCCACGUAGCAGGGGCUGACCGGCAGGCUGGCUGCGCUGACGGGCCCCCUGCUAUGGAGGAGCAGGGGAAGCGCUCCGGCACCAGCAGCACCGCCAGUUCUCCUCCACCGGCUGCACUGGAGGAAAAUGCCGGGUCUGAUGCAGAGUGUGAGCUGGCGGUUUCUUCCAGCGCCACCCUCGCUGUCGUCCCCGACCCGGAUGGAGGAGAGGGAGGGUUAACUCACAGUAAAAACACCCACCAGCCGCUUUGUCGGACCCAGUGUGUGGACUUAGGCACUGAGGGUCCCCCCGAGCUCCCGUCUGAACUCUCACUAGAGCUUGAACUCGAUACUCCUGCGCAGUCCUCACCCAGCUCGCCGUGUAAACACCCACCUGAGCCUCCGUCCGAACCCUCCUCGUCGGAGCCCGAGGCCGGUGGGAAGGAGUACCAGGCCAAACUGGAGUUUGCCCUGAAGCUGGGCUACUCUGAGGAGACGGUGCGACUGGUGCUAUCCAAGCUAGGCCCCGACACUCUCAUCAAUGACAUACUGGGAGAGCUGGUCAAACUGGGCACCAAGUCAGACAGCGAGCAGCCGCCUGGAUCAUUAGCCUCUACCUCAUCUUCUUCAUCCUCCUCUUCCUCUUGUGGCUGUUCUGAUUUGCUUGAUAGCCAGCGGUCGGACUCGCCCUGUCCCUCAGACUCUCUGUGUGACCAGGACAACCUGCGGCCAAUCGUGGUGGACGGCAGUAAUGUGGCCAUGAGCCAUGGCAACAAGGAAGUGUUUUCGUGUCAGGGCAUCCAGCUGGCUGUGGAUUGGUUCGUAGAGCGUGGCCAUCACGACAUCACAGUGUUUGUGCCUGCGUGGAGGAAAGAGCAGUCCCGCCCUGACGCCCCUAUAACAGAUCAGGAGAUUUUGCGUCGCCUAGAGAAGGAAAAGAUCUUGGUCUUCACUCCUUCGCGGCGUGUCCAAGGUCGGCGCGUAGUUUGCUAUGAUGACCGUUUCAUCGUCAAGCUGGCCUAUGAGUCAGAUGGCAUCAUCGUCUCCAAUGAUAACUACAGAGACCUGGCGAAUGAGAAGCCUGAGUGGAAAAAGUUCAUCGAUGAGCGUCUGCUCAUGUAUUCCUUCGUCAAUGACAAAUUUAUGCCCCCAGAUGAUCCUCUAGGUCGUCAUGGUCCCAGCUUGGACAACUUCCUGAGGAAAAGACCUGUCAUGCCUGAGCAGAAAAAACAGCCUUGCCCAUACGGAAAGAAGUGCACUUAUGGCCACAAGUGUAAAUACUACCACCCAGAAAGAGGUGCUCAGCCUCAGCGUGCUGUGGCUGACGAGCUGCGUGCCAGUGCCAAAACCUGUGUCACCACAAAGAAUCAGGGGGACACUGGGCUGGUGAAGAGCCACAGUGUUCCAGCUGGCAGCAUUGAGGCGAAAAAAGGCGCCCCGAAAAGACAGUCUGACCCCAGCAUCCGAGCUCUGUCGUACAGCGAUGCUGAGGAGAAGCUGCUGGCAAAAGGGAGGGCGGAAAGCCAGAAAAGCAGCAUGUGUGGCAGCAGCAGUAGCAGUGUGAGUAUAAGCAUGUCCUCGGCCCCAGGAGGCCCUCCAUCCAGUUUUAACCUUUCCCAGGACCAGCAGUCCAGAGCAGCAACACCCCAUAGUCUCCUAGCCCCCAGCCAUGACCUCUACCCUCACUCUGAGUCUCCAGAUUUGAGCUACUACUCAGUAACACGUGCCUACUCUGGCCUGAGCCUCUCCUCCAGACGGAGCCCAGACUGUCGCUUCCCCAAUGACACAGACCUGCGGCUCGGCUCAGUGGGCUCAGCAGGAUCAGAAUGCGGCAGCGAAAGCAGCGUAAGUUGUGGUAGCAGCUGCGACUCGUACAGUGAGCGGCAAUGUCCUGGAUGCCCACCAGACACCCUACUGGAAGACAGCGUCCAUUUUGCCAAUCCCCACAGCCGGCUGUAUCCCCAUCAUGCCGCAUCAAACCAUGACCUAUGUGGCCUUCAUCCUGCGGAUUACACAAAUAUCCAGCACAGCCACGCGUCUAAUACCGGAGUACACAGCUACCACUUGAGCGUGGCCCGCGGGCAGAGCUGUGCUCACAAUCAGCCUCCACCAGAGGCGCCCCCAAAGCGCCCUCUCUACCCCCUGCCCCCUCACCUCCAGCAUCAUCCGCUGGCUGCACGCUCCAGCUGCCCAGGCGACUACCACUCCCUGACACAGUCCAACCCUCACCCCCCUGGCUCCCCUCUUGGCCGUUGCCUGGCCCCCACACGAGGAGAAAGUGUGUCAGACUCACAUCUGUAUGAACACCUCUCCACAUCGCACCAUCACCACCGCACAAAAGCUUUGCCCAGCUGGGACUCAUACUACAGGCAGCCUCCGUUGCCGCCCUCCAGGUAUGAGCCGUCGGCCUGCCAGAGCCUGCCAGACACACGCCAGUCAUCCUGGCACACCCCUCCUUGGGCACAGGACGGCUACGCCCAGCACCACUCCUCCCACCCAGCUCUCCACCCAUCCCCAACACAUUACUUAAACCACCCUCCACCUCCUGCCCACUCUCCUCACCCGCCUCAUCCAUCAAGUACUCCUCUCACGCCGUACCCGCCUCACAGCGCUCACCUGACUGUGCCCUCCCACGCUCCUUCCUCCUACAUGCAGCAGCACCCAGAAUCCCCUGCGCACAGCCGCUACGGGGACAUGAGGGAGAAAGUGUACGUUAACCUGUGUAACAUCUUCCCUUCGGAGCUGGUGAGCCGGGUGAUGGCCAGGAGCCCUCACAUCACAGACCCCCAGCAACUGGCAGCCGCCAUACUCGCAGAGAAAGCCCAAACUGGAUACUAAAAGGACAAUUUAGUCUCCCAUCAGAAAACAAUAGCAGUUAUGUAGUCUGAGUAAAAAUAGGAAAACACCAACGGUGGGUGGUUUGCAUCAGCAAACUGGAAUUUGCCUUUGCAACACUUGAAGCAUGUUGGGUUUGUAUUGUGGAAUAUGAAAUACUGGAAUGCUUUUGGAUUGUCUGCAGGAAGAGCUUUGUCUUUUCUUAUGGCAUUAAUGAGACAAUGCAUACGUUUCAAGGAAAUAAAUUGCUGAAGAUAAUUCAAAUGAAGCUCUGGUCACUGCGCAGCGACGACUAUAUCAAUUUAGUUGAGGGAGAGCAAGUCAUUUGGCAAAAUCUAUGACUGACACAGAGUGUAACUUGUGGAGAUUGUUCCAGAACUGCCCAGUUAGUCCUUUUUAUUUAUUUAGUAGCUUAUUAUGUGUCUUUCACAUGCAGGGCUUGUUAUGUAUCAAAUUAGGAAGGCACUUUUUGGUUUUACAGCCAAAUCCAGUGAGCUGGUAUCAUAUACAGACUGAUACAAAGGAUUAUUUAAGCAUUUUCAUCACAUUUUGGCCAGAUUGUACACUGUACAUACUGUCAGUGCUGAGUCAGUGUUAUAAAAUAUUCUUUUCCUUCAUGUAUAAAGCACUACAUGGAUGGGAUUUACUACUUUACCUUUUAAGACGUGGAUCGAAUCAGUUUUCUUGUCCUGCAUUCAUACGCCGCUCACGAGCAUGUUCACUCCGAAAACCAAAGAAAAUUGGUUUGAUUUCUUUCAAAAACACAGGAAAAAACGUAAUGAACAGCUUUGCAAGAUAUGUCCCAUAAAUUGAAGGGAAAAAAAAAGGAAAAAAA